UACGCGACGGCAGGCCACGGUCAUCGGUUCCGCCCAGAAACAACAUUUCCACUAGGCACAUCACCGCCAGGACGUCUCUGGCCAAACCGGCGAGUGUGAGGUUGUUUGGAGGUUUGUGGCGACAACGACCGGGAGAGCAGCUCUACUCCCUUGAAUUGCGUCACCUGGUGCUUCUGCUAUCGCGGCGCCAAAUUCCAUUCGCGCCUCACACGCUCGUCUUCUCCCCACGAAACCCCUCACCUUCACCGUGGCUCUCGACGUAGGCGCGCCGGGAGCCGUGGCUUCCCCGAUGGCUCAGCCAAAUGCCGAGCCCGUGGAGGACUACGAUUAUGAAUCGCUCCCGCCCAACUUCUCGUUGCUGCAGAACAUGGCUGCCGGCGCUUUCGCCGGCAUCGCCGAGCACUGCGCAAUGUAUCCCAUCGAUGCCAUCAAGACACGCAUGCAAAUCAUCAACCCUGCGUCUUCCACCAUUGGCGCGGGCGUGAUCCAAGCCACGUACCGGAUGGCGAGCACUGAGGGCAUCUUGAGUUUAUGGCGUGGCAUGUCUAGCGUGAUUGUUGGGGCGGGCCCUGCGCACGCUGUCUACUUUGCGACUUAUGAAGCGGUCAAGCACAUCAUGGGUGGGAACCAAGCUGGUGUCCACCAUCCGCUGGCCGCCGCGACCAGCGGUGCAUGCGCCACGAUUGCUAGCGAUGCGCUGAUGAACCCUUUUGACGUGAUCAAGCAGCGAAUGCAGAUCCAGAAUUCGGCAAAAAUGUACCGCUCCAUGCUCGACUGCGCAAAAUACGUGUACAGGCAAGAGGGCCUCGCUGCCUUCUACGUCUCCUACCCUACGACCCUUUCCAUGACGGUUCCCUUCACAGCGCUCCAGUUCCUGGCCUACGAGUCCAUCUCGACGUCGAUGAACCCAACCAAGAAGUACGAUCCUGUAACGCACUGCCUCGCUGGAGCGGUAGCGGGUGGUUUCGCCGCAGCCCUCACGACGCCGAUGGAUGUGAUCAAAACCAUGCUUCAGACGCGUGGCACUGCAACGGAUGCUGAGCUCCGGACAGUCAACGGUUUCAUGGCUGGCUGCAGGCUAUUGUACCAGAGGGAAGGCGCCCGCGGUUUUUUCAAGGGUGUGCGGCCGAGAGUGCUCACAACCAUGCCCAGCACGGCCAUCUGUUGGUCGGCCUACGAGGCGUCAAAGGCCUACUUUAUCCACCAAAAUGACAAGACCUCAUGA
Molecule: messenger RNA, 1225 nt
Organism: Thermothelomyces thermophilus ATCC 42464
Lineage: Eukaryota; Fungi; Ascomycota; Sordariomycetes; Sordariales; Chaetomiaceae
Exons: 7
Coding region: 290-1225 (311 amino acids)
Biological process (GO): iron import into the mitochondrion
Cellular component (GO): mitochondrial membrane
Molecular function (GO): ferrous iron transmembrane transporter activity
Source: RefSeq, a predicted model, not a curated record